AUGACCACCACGGCUCACACAUUGCCUGUCUCGGCAGCCAAUGGCCCGAAAAUAUCCCUGUUCACUGCUGUACGACAGAACCCGCGUUUGUCGUUGCUGAGCCUUUGGCUGAUGCUCAUCUUCCUGCUCUAUGGGUAUGAGCUCGUGUUCCUGGGGUCUAUUGCUAGUCUGCCGGGGUUUCAAGCCGUCUUUGGUGUCCCCCAGAAGACCUCCGCAACCGGCUUCAUCAUUCCCACCUCUUGGCUCUCCAUUUGGUCGGUCUCCGGCCCCCUGGGUAACAUGAUCGGUGCCUUCUUUAGCGGUUGGUCGCAGGAGAAAAUCGGCCGUCGUCCCAUCCUCGGCCUCUCUGGCAUCAUCCAAGCUGCUACCGUUGCCAUAUGCUACCUCGCUGAUCAGGCUCCUAGCGACUACGGUCGCCGCAGCCUCUACUUUGUUGGCAAGUUUACGCAAGGCAUCGCUGUGGGAUCCAUCCUCUGCGUCGCCCAAACGUAUGUGUCCGAGGUUCUUCCGCCUCUACUGCGUGGGCCGACGCUGGCUUGGCCGUCCAUCUUUACGGUCCUCGGGGAGAUUAUCGGCGCCGUCAUCAUCCGGUCGCGCGUGGAUGUCGCCGGUCCCGAGUCGUACCGGGUACCCAUCGCCGGACAGUGGGCCUUUUCCGCCAUCCCCGUACUAUUGGUGAUAUUCCUACCCGAGAGCCCUGCCUGGCUUCUCCGCAAGGGCAAGGAAGACGCUGCCGUCAAGGCCUCUCGCAAGCUUCAGGGCUCCCGCGCGCAAGCCAGCUCCGGGGACCAAGUGAUGGGCUACCUUCGCGAGGCCCUUGCUCUCGAGACCGCCGAGAGCGCAAGCCGUCUCGAGCAUUCGUAUCUGGACUGCUUUCGUCCCGCGCACGGCAAUCUCCGUCGCACAGCCAUCGUCAUCUUCACAAACUUCAUCCCGCAGCUGUUUGGGCUGGCGUUCCUUGGCCACUUGACGUAUGUGCUGGAGGUGACGGGCAUGCCGGCCUCUACAGCGUCAUCGUGGUUUACUGGAGGAGCUGUGCUGAGCCUGGUGACAAAUCUGGUUGCCCUGUGGCUGCUGACCAAGGUGGAAAGGCGAUUGAUGCUGCUGUCGACGCUGGGGUUCAUAUGGCUCAUGUGGUUGAUGGCGGGCAUUGCCGGUGUCUUCCACGGCGUCGCGUCUAGUUGGGUUCUGGCUGCCGCAGCAAUGCUCGUCAAUGCCGCUGCUUCCCUAGGCGCGUGGCCCGUCUCCAACAUUGUCGCUGCCGAAGUCUCCAGCUUAAGCCUCCGUGCCCAGACCCAGGGCAUCAGCGUCUUUGCACAUUCUGCCGUCACCGUCAUCUUUUCUUCCGUUUUGCCCUAUCUGUACAACUCGACCGCCGCCAAUCUCGGCGGCAAGAUCGGUUUCAUCUAUGUCGGCUUCAUUACUAUUGGCAUUGCGGUAUCCUGGUGGAUUAUACCGGAUAUGAAGGAUCGCACGCCGGCCGAGAUUGAUGAGAUGUUUGAGAUUGGGCUGCCGGCGAGAAAGUUCAAGAAAUAUUCCUCUCCUAGUGUGGAUGGAAAAUAG
This is a messenger RNA of Trichoderma atroviride IMI 206040, 1563 nucleotides long. RefSeq lists its product as uncharacterized. The record is from RefSeq and is a predicted model, not a curated record. Gene Ontology annotation, molecular function: carbohydrate:proton symporter activity. Gene Ontology annotation, biological process: carbohydrate transport; transmembrane transport. Lineage: Eukaryota; Fungi; Ascomycota; Sordariomycetes; Hypocreales; Hypocreaceae. Gene Ontology annotation, cellular component: membrane.